Anopheles coustani is the source of this 954-nucleotide messenger RNA. RefSeq names its product pupal cuticle protein 36a-like. The transcript has 3 exons. Gene Ontology annotation, molecular function: structural constituent of chitin-based larval cuticle. Gene Ontology annotation, cellular component: chitin-based extracellular matrix. The coding region runs from base 1 to 954 and encodes 317 amino acids. NCBI's taxonomy places the organism in Eukaryota, Metazoa, Arthropoda, Insecta, Diptera, Culicidae. The record is from RefSeq and is a predicted model, not a curated record.
AUGAAGUGUGUUGCAUUGCUGGCUAUUGCCAUGUUUGGCUGCGCUCUCGCCCAGAACGCGCCGAUCCCGAACGAUGGCCGCUACUACCCCGAGUACUACGAGACCAAGUGGGAUGAUGGUCGCUAUCGCCCGGACGGUCGUGGCCAGUACGAUGACGGUCAGUACCGCCCGCAGGGAGGCAGCGUAGGAGGAUCGGGUGGACGCGGAGGAGCCGGAGGUGCCGGUGGAUUCGGAGCCGGAGCUGGAGGUUUCGGAGGUGCCGGUGGCGCUGGAGGCUUCGGAGCCGGUGGUGCUGGAGGCUUCGGAGGUGCUGGCGGUGCUGGAGGUUUCGGAGGUGCCGGUGGUGCUGGAGGUGCUGGUGGAGUCCGUGGAGGAAGUGGUAACGCUGGUGGAGCUGGAUUCGGUGCUGGCGCCUCGAACGACGCUGGUGCUGGAUUCGGUGCUGGUGCUGCGAACGACGGAGGUGCUGGAUUUGGAGCUGGCGGUGCUGGUGGCGCGGCUGGAUUCGGUGCUGCCGGUGCUGGCGGUGCUGGCGGUGCUGGUAGCCGUGGAGGAGCUGGCGGUGCUGGUGGUCGUGGAGGUGCUGGCGGUGCUGGCGGUGCUGGCAACCGUGGAGGUUCCGGAUCGACCGCUUCUCGCUUCGGCGCUGGCAGUGGUGCACCUGGAUCCGAGCAGAUCAAGGAGCAGGUGAAGCAGUUCAACGACGACAGCUACUACUACAAGUUCUCCGCCGACAACAACAUCGAGGUGGCCGAGUCCGGCAAGAUCGAUGACCGCAACACCGAGAACGAGGUCCUGCGCGCCAAGGGCUACUACGAGUACGUCGGCACUGACGGCCAGACGUACCGCGUGGACUACACCGCCGACGAGAACGGCUUCCAGCCGACCGGUGCCCAUCUGCCGACGGCGCCCGGCGCCUUCGACAUCGCUCGCAACGCGAACGGACAGAAGUAA